GUCAAUAAAUCCUCCUGUCCCAACUUUCUGCCUUCAUUGCUGGGUCCUAAAAAGUCUGAUUCAGUGGCCAUGGCAUUACAGGGAACACUUAUCUGGCUCUGCUCACUCGCAGUCUUGUCCUCCGCUGCACCUCAACAUGAAUCUUUACCUCAGAACUGCACCUCGUCAGGUCAGCUCCUCGAGCAUCUCAAGGUGGCGGUAGAGAAUAGUGAAAGCCUGACAUCUGAAUGGAGCACACAGGAGACAGCUCAGAUCCUGCUGACCCUGAGGAGUCUGAAUGAUAUUCUGCACAAACACCAGCUGAAAGGCUGUCAAGAUGCUGAGCCAAAGAAAUGCCCUGAAGCCAAAGUUCCCGAAAAUGGAGGACUGAUAUGUGUCAGAGUUGCUAACAACAGCUACUGCAAACCGCUCUGCAGCCAUGGUUAUGAUUUUGGUUUCCUGAGGAGGAGUCGUAUUUAUGAGGAAUGCAGUGAGCAGACGGGAUUCAAAUGGCAAACUCAGUACGUAGGAGGAAACACGCUGGCUGUGUGCAACGCGGCAACAUUUCAAAUUUCAGGAGCAAGUACAGCAUAUUUUCCCAAAGAUCAGGACUGCCUGACGACUAAGAGCAACAGCCAGCUGCAGAGCAGCAUCACUGAUGUUUUUAUCACUGAGCUGAAGGGUCAGGGCAUUCAGGCAGACUCCCAGUCUGCCUGUCUUGUGUGUGGAUGACCAUGAGACAGAAACAAGUGGGAUGAAAAUGCAUGAGUCACGUCAUGAAUGUUGUGGUGUGAAAGUCGAUCCAAGCUGCACUGAGAGGUGACGCUUUGUGAGUAAUUAAAAACU
Epinephelus fuscoguttatus (brown-marbled grouper) is the source of this 825-nucleotide messenger RNA. RefSeq lists its product as uncharacterized. Lineage: Eukaryota; Metazoa; Chordata; Actinopteri; Perciformes; Serranidae. Bases 70 to 711 code for a protein of 213 amino acids. The transcript has 6 exons. The record is from RefSeq and is a predicted model, not a curated record.